CUCUUCCUCAUGCUCUUCAUCAUUUAUUGAUUUGGGCUUAUAUAUAAAGUCCACUGUAAAAUUGAAGAUGAAGCCCAAUAGAAAAGUCCUUGAAUGUGCUCUUCACUCCCCCUCAGUGUUAGAUUUCCCAAAACAACCCUAUAUUAAUCCAUUAAUUACCAAAGAAAAUACCCCUGAAACGAUCAUAAAAAAACCCAAAGAAUCAUCACAGUGGAACCCAAUUCAAAAAGCCGCAGCAAUGGCACUAAACAUGUUUGAGAGCGCGUUGCUCUCACGCGAGCUUCAACAUCCGCUUCCCAAAACUUCGGACCCCAGAAUUCAAAUAGCCGGAAACUUCGCUCCAGUGCCGGAACAACCGGUUGUUCAUUCCCUCCCAGUUACCGGUACAAUUCCCGAUUGCGUUAACGGCGUCUACCUCCGUAACGGCGCGAAUCCAAUGUUCGAGCCAGUUUCAGGACACCAUCUUUUCGACGGCGACGGCAUGGUUCACGCCGUUACCAUCAAUGACGGUGCCGCUAGCUACGCAUGCCGUUUCACUGAAACAGAGAGGCUCGUCCAGGAGCGACAAUUAGGCAGGGCGAUGUUCCCGAAAGCAAUCGGCGAACUCCACGGCCACUCCGGCAUCGCAAGGCUUCUCCUAUUCUACGCAAGAGGACUUUUCGGUAUCGUCGAUCACCGUCAUGGCGCCGGCGUUGCCAACGCCGGCCUCGUAUAUUUCAACAAUAAACUUCUCGCUAUGUCGGAAGACGACCUUCCAUAUGAACUCACAAUCACUCCCUCCGGCGACCUCCGAACCAUUGGCCGUUACAACUUCCUCAACCAGCUUCAUUCAACCAUGAUCGCGCACCCGAAAAUUGACCCUGUCUCCGGCGAACUCUUCGCCUUGAGCUACGACGUUGCUAGACCUUAUCUCAAAUACUUCCGUUUCACACCGGACGGGAAAAAGUCACCUGACGUCGAAAUUCGCCUUCCAGUUCCGACAAUGACGCAUGACUUCGCGAUCACGGAGAACUUCGUAGUUAUCCCUGACCAUCAGGUAGUUUUCAAGCUUGAUGAAAUGAUAAAAGGUGGUUCACCGGUGAUCUUUGACGGCGCAAAGAAAUCAAGAUUCGGCGUUCUUCCCAAAUACGCAAAAGACUGUUCAAGCAUCAUUUGGGUGGAGUCACCGGACACGUUCUGUUUCCAUUUAUGGAACGCGUGGGAAGAGGCAGAAACUGAUGAAAUAGUAGUUAUCGGUUCGUGCAUGACGCCACCAGAUUCAAUCUUCAACGAAAGCGACGAGAGUCUAAAAAGCGUUUUAUCAGAGAUAAGGUUGAACCUUAAAACAGGGGAAUCGACGCGCCGGUGUUUGAUUCCAAAUAUGAAUUUAGAAGCUGGGAUGGUGAACCGGAACCGGCUGGGUAGAAAAACCCGGUUCGCUUACUUGGCGGUUGCGGAGCCUUGGCCGAAAGUUUCGGGGUUCGCUAAGGUGGACUUGGUUAGUGGGGAGGUAAAGACACAUAGUUAUGGGGAUGGAAGGUACGGUGGAGAACCGUUUUUCUUGCCAACAGGAUCAUCAGGGAGGUGUGAAUAUGAAAAUGGAGAAGAUGAUGGGUACAUUGUGGUGUUAGUGCAUGAUGAGAGGAGGUGUAAAUCAGAACUAGAGAUAGUUAACGCCGUUGAUCUCAAAGUGGAAGCAACCGUUAAGUUGCCUUCUAGAGUGCCAUAUGGUUUUCAUGGCACGUUUGUGGAAGCUAAGGAUUUGGCGUUACAAUGACACGUAGGCAAGGUAAAUUAAGAAGGGGUAAUUUGAUUUUGACCAGACCAGAGGGAUAUUGGGCAGUGACAGAGAGACAGUUAGUUCCCUUCCCUGGGUUCUUCUGAACAAAUAUUAUUAUUAUUAUUAUUAUUUUUUAUUUUUCAGUUCAGAAAUCAGCUUGUAGCUUUGUGUGUAUUAAGUAGAUGGAGCUCAGCUGCUUUCUGUUUCUUUUUAUUUAUUUUUUUAUUAAUUUAUUUACCAUGAAAUUCUUCUGUUUCCAUUUUGGUUCUUUCUGAUGCUUAUAUAUUGAUCAUGCAUACGUUUCUUCU
Molecule: messenger RNA, 2067 nt
Organism: Cicer arietinum (chickpea)
Lineage: Eukaryota; Viridiplantae; Streptophyta; Magnoliopsida; Fabales; Fabaceae
Product: 9-cis-epoxycarotenoid dioxygenase NCED2, chloroplastic-like
Biological process (GO): carotene catabolic process
Cellular component (GO): chloroplast stroma
Molecular function (GO): carotenoid dioxygenase activity
Source: RefSeq, a predicted model, not a curated record